Messenger RNA from Mytilus californianus (California mussel), 2193 nucleotides. Its product is annotated as methyl-CpG-binding domain protein 3-like. The record is from RefSeq and is a predicted model, not a curated record. The transcript is spliced from 6 exons. Bases 49 to 810 code for a protein of 253 amino acids. Gene Ontology annotation, molecular function: DNA binding. Lineage: Eukaryota; Metazoa; Mollusca; Bivalvia; Mytilida; Mytilidae.
UUGACUUCCGGUUCCCAUCUUGAAAGCUUCUUAUCUUUCUUUUAAAGAAUGGAACUAAAGAGACAGUCAGACUGUCCAUCAUUACCUCCUGGUUGGAGAAGAGAAGAAGUUGUGAGACAAUCUGGUUUAUCUGCAGGCAAAACAGAUGUUUAUUACUAUAGUCCUGAUGGGAAGAAGGUCAGAAGCAAACCAAUGAUGGCAAGAUAUCUAGGAGAAGGGUUUGAUUUAUCUGCCUUUGAUUUUCGCACUGGUAAAAUAAAUCAUUCAUCAAUCAGAAAAAGUAAGCGUCCAAACAGUGGUCCUUAUGACUUUGCUAGAGGAAUAAGGCAAGAUUCCAGUUUAUCUUUACCUAUCAGACAGACAGCUUCAAUCUUCAAACAGCCAGUUACAGUAAAGCGAAUUAGAGAAGACACAGACAGUAAAACAAAGACAGAUUUAAAACAUGGUCCACAGGAUCCUCCUAAACAGUUAUUUUGGGAGAAGCGUCUUCAAGGUUUCCAUGCAGUAGACAGUAGUGAAGAUAUUCUAAAGGCGUUAGAUUUACCAAGAAAUGUACAAGGUGUUGGACCAGAGCUAAGCACAGAGAACAUUCUACAAAGUAUUUCAGCAGCAUUACACAUGAAUAAUGGUCCAGUUAUGGGACAGACAAAUAAUAAACAAGCUCUGUCUAAAAACCCUGGUGCUAAUAUAGAUGCAAAUCAACCUCACAUUCAACAAACAAUGAUUACAGAAGAAGAUAUAAAACGACAAGAGAUGAAAGUCAUCGAGGCCAGAAGACGAUUAGAAGAAGCUAUGAAAGGAUUAUUGUGAUGAUCAAUAUUCACUCAAAACUCAUUUUGUUGCAUGCAGCGGGAUUUAUUCGAAGUAGAGUAAUGGAUGUGGCUUGCUAAAAGCCUAAAUGAAAGGUGUUUUUAUAACAUUAGCCACAGUCCCAUGGUUGAGAAAUGGACAGAAGAAGAAAUGUAACUGUUGAGAAUUAUGAAGUGUGAUUUAAUGUACAUAUUUCAAAACAUUUUUUUUUCAAUUAAUGGCAGCUUCUGAUGAAUUGUAUCUUGUUGAGAAAAAUUGUUUCAGGUUUAUGAAUCUAAUGAUUUGAUUGAUAUUCUGUAAACUGUAUAAUAAGCCUGUUUAUCAAUUGCAUGAUAAUUCAUACUAGCUACACUUUCAUUUUGAAUGUCUUCUUGGUUUAAUAAUACCUAGAAAGAAGAAAUUAACACUUAGUGUUUUGGAUGUAAUCCACUCAACAUAUUUUUCUUCUGGUUUUCCCCAUAGCCCAAAUAGCAAUGCUGUUGCCAUCUCUUGUCUUAUAAUAUCCUCCUCAUCAAACUGCAAACUUUUCUUACCUAGUAUGAAGCAAAGUGAUCUCCUUUUUAUUCACCUGUCCCAAAGGCCUAGUGUGAGCUAUUGCCAUCAUAUAGUAUCGGUUGUCCUUUGAUUUAAAAAUAUCUUCUCUGAAACUUCUUGGUCAAUCAGAACAUAACAUAGCCAUAAUCAUCCUUUGAGUUUCAAAAAGUGUCUGACAUGUCCACCAUGGCUAAAAAUAAAACAUUGGGUUGAAAGGCAAGUAUUGUCUAAUAUCUAUAAAACUGCUAUAGAUAGAGAUUUCUGGUGGGACAUAAAUGUUCAGAAUGUCAAGAUUUAAGAACUAUCCAUUUGGAUGAAAUUAUUAGAUUCCUUAUAUGAGUUAUUAUUCAUCACUUUCCAAAAUACAUCCCAGAUUCUUACCUCAUAAAUUUCUUAUUCUCUGGUACAUUUUCACCAGUGUUUUAUCGUAACUUGAACCUAAAAGACCUUUAUAAUGUUACCCUUGUAGUAAAUAUCACUUAUCAAUAGGGUAAGAUAAGGGAAAGGAAAAGCAGCCUCUGAUGUGUACGUGUAUAAUUUUUACAAAAAAAUCAUAUUUAAAGGAAUUGAUAAAAUGAAGCAAUAAAUAACGUAAUAGUUUUUAUUUCAAUCUUUUUAUAUUUUCUUUAACUUUAUUUAUUUUAUUUUGUAUCAGUUUUUCUCAUUAGCCUUUCUAUUUUGUUAGAUGUAACUUCCUAAUGGACAAGUUCUCUGUGAUGGUAAAACAGAAUCUGCUCUCUUAUUUACCAGAAGAAUUUGAACAAGAAUCAUGAUUUUUUUAUACAAGUUGUAUAUUUCAUAAAAUGCAUUCUGUCAUCUUUUUUUUAUAAAAUAAAACUUUACAAUGCA